GUAACACUGAAUAAAAUGCAAUUUGAUUGGUACUUUUUAGUAACACUGUAUAACUUAAUAAUGUUUAAAAGAAGAACGCGAUUAUUUAUUAUUAACGACGAGUCUAAUUGAAUCGGUCAUUUGAAAAUCGACAUAAGUCGAAAAUACUGAAUUUUGUUACUAGCCGUUACCAUGAACUUUUGCUUUCUGGUUUUAUUUUAUUUUGUGGCUAUCUCUCAAUGCAUGAUAAUAAAGUACAAAAAAUGCACGUCUCCAGCAUCAAGUGCUGUUAUUGGCGAUGUUAUAAUUACCCCAUGUGAUAGCCUUCCUUGUUCGUUUAAACGAGGUGGGAGUGGUAACAUAAAAAUUAAUUUUCAAGCAACAAAAAAUAAUUCUGAGCUUACCUCAGUAGUAAAAGGAAAAAUUGGUCCACUAUGGGUUCCAUUUCCACUAUCUCAACCAGAUGCAUGUCAAAAUGAAGGAAUUACUUGUCCAAUAAAAGAUGGGCAAUCAUACCUUUUUUCGUAUGAUUUACCAAUUUCAACAACAUAUCCUGCGAUCUCAUUAGUCGUUAGCUGGGAGAUACAAGACGAAAAUGGCAACGAUGUGGUGUGCAUUCAGCUUCCGAUAAAACUCGAAUAAAACUUCAAAAAAUAGAAAAACAAUUUACUUUAUUAAUUUAGUUAACAAUAUUGAUUCUGUAAAAAAAAAGCAGAAUUAAAUAUGUCAAAAAAAAGCA
This is a messenger RNA of Hydra vulgaris (swiftwater hydra), 718 nucleotides long. The record is from RefSeq and is a predicted model, not a curated record. NCBI's taxonomy places the organism in Eukaryota, Metazoa, Cnidaria, Hydrozoa, Anthoathecata, Hydridae.